This is a messenger RNA of Trichoderma virens Gv29-8, 471 nucleotides long. RefSeq lists its product as uncharacterized. The record is from RefSeq and is a predicted model, not a curated record. NCBI's taxonomy places the organism in Eukaryota, Fungi, Ascomycota, Sordariomycetes, Hypocreales, Hypocreaceae. The transcript has a single exon. The coding region runs from base 1 to 471 and encodes 156 amino acids.
AUGAAGUCCCUCUCCAUUCUGGCCAGCCUGGCUGUUGCCGCAGUUGUGAGAGCUGCUCCCGCCGGAUUCCAGAACAGCACGGGCGUUACGUGGAACCCAGCUUCGUCGGAUCAGACCACAUGCGAUCCAUCUAGCUUCUCUCAAGCUCCCAUCGACGAUGCUGCCGACUGGCGCUUUUGUGCCGCCCUCUCGAGCUCCUGGGCCAGCGAGAACGGAACCUUCCGCAUCCACGACGUCUCCGGCAGCACCUUUAUCCCCGUCCUCAAGUCGGAGGGCUGCGUCUUGGGCGUCAAGGCUUCUGAGCAGGGCCAGGGGCCCUACACAAUGGGAGACCAGGAUGUCAAGGCCAUCCUCAGAAUCGCGCUUCAGGACUAUUCCGAGGGAACCGACCUUUCUGUUGAAGGCAGCGUCAAGUGUAAUGUUGCUGACGGCGGCCGAGCUGAUCUUCAUUGGCAAAUCUAUGGCCAGUAA